This is a messenger RNA of Cimex lectularius (bed bug), 3787 nucleotides long. It is a transcript of the gene twin, whose product is annotated as CCR4-NOT transcription complex subunit 6. Bases 404 to 2227 code for a protein of 607 amino acids. The record is from RefSeq and is a predicted model, not a curated record. NCBI's taxonomy places the organism in Eukaryota, Metazoa, Arthropoda, Insecta, Hemiptera, Cimicidae. The transcript is spliced from 14 exons. Gene Ontology annotation, molecular function: protein binding; poly(A)-specific ribonuclease activity. Gene Ontology annotation, cellular component: CCR4-NOT complex; nucleus; cytoplasm. Gene Ontology annotation, biological process: nuclear-transcribed mRNA poly(A) tail shortening.
GUGUAGCCUUUUAACUCGACAAUAUGAUAAGUGUUGCAAUAUGUAAAAAGCUGCUAAAUGGUUAAAAUAUCAAAACAAUUGUUAAAUAGAUUGUUAUAGUCUCCCCCUCACCCACAAACAAAUAUUUAAAAAAAAUAUGGAUAUUAUAACGAAAGAAGAUAUGCGCGAAGGGGCAGAAAGCGAGUUCGAUCUCAUCUAAAGACAAACAGUCAAGAAGAGGCGAAUUAAUUGAAGAAGGUUUCCGUUUUUAAUUCUUUCGCGGUUACUUUUCCGAGUCAAAAUUAUUGAGAGUAAUCGGUUAAGGCUCCGUGGUCCUCGGGGGCACAUCCUCCUUGGCCCCGCAAAAAAUGCUGCCGUCGUCAAACGCGCGUUCAACGCCGGUACCAAGUUGGGCGAGUCCGAUAUGGUUCGAUGCAGGCCGAAACACCAGAAAAUGUACUUUAAGGAUUUCAUAAAGAACUAUGAAUGCAAAUUGGAGAGAAACACUGGGGCGAAAGUGGGAUCUAAGGACAAAGAAUGCGGUAGGUGGGCGCUUUCAACAAUGUCACGGAUGCAAAAAAAAGAAGUGGAAAAUGCUAAUUCAAGAAGAAAGCAUACCAUCAUGUCACCGGAGGAAGCUGGGUCUGGGAAAAAAUCAGUAUGGACGGAAAUGGAGAUAACAGGGAAUAUUCGUAAUUUAAGUGCAAAUAUAUGGGAUUGGACACACCUCACUUGCCUUUAUAUGAAUGACAAUGCUCUGAUAAGACUUCCUCCUGAUAUUGGCAAGCUGGUAAAUCUCCGUGUCCUCGAUCUUUCUUGUAACAAGUUAAGAAGUUUACCAGCUGAAUUGGGAGAACUGAUAUAUCUCAGAGAACUGUCAUUGAACCAUAAUCAUUUACGCGUGCUCCCUUACGAGCUUGGUAAACUUUUCCAACUUCAAGUCCUUGGAUUGGCCGGCAACCCCCUGAGCAAGGAGUGUUUGAAGCUUUAUCAGGAGCCGAACGGAACGAGCAAGCUGAUAACGUACCUUCUUGACAGUUUACAAGUGCUCGUUCGAACACCCCAACCACCUGAAAGACCAUGGAUCUUGCUGGCAAGGCCAUCAACAACAAAGCCAUCAUGUCUAAUGACAGUAAUGUGCUACAAUGUUCUGUGUGACAAGUAUGCAACAAGACAAAUGUAUGGCUACUGCCCAACCUGGGCUCUAGCUUGGGAAUACCGCAAGAAGGCCAUCCUUGCUGAAAUAAGGCAUUACACUGCUGAUAUCAUAAGUCUCCAGGAAGUUGAGACGGACCAAUUUUAUAAGUUCUUCUUGCCGGAAUUAAAAAGGGAUGGCUACGAUGGCAUCUUCUCACCAAAAUCGAGAGCCAAGACCAUGUCUGAAAAUGAAAGGAAAUACGUAGAUGGUUGUGCUAUUUUCUACAGAACUGCCAAAUUCACCCUCAUUCAAGAGCACCUCGUAGAAUUUAACCAGCUAGCUAUGGCAAAUUCUGAAGGCUCAGAUGACAUGCUCAACAGGGUUAUGCCAAAAGACAACAUUGGCCUCGCUGCUCUUCUUAAAACAAAAGAGGCUGCUUGGGAAAACUUAUAUUUUGCAGGCCCUCGAGAUUGUGCUUCAAUUACUGAACAAGCUCUUCUAGUGUGUACGGCUCAUAUCCACUGGGACCCGGAAUUCUGUGAUGUCAAACUAAUUCAGGUAAUGAUGUUGUCGCAUGCUCUUAAAGGAGUUUUGGAUGAAGCGAGCAUGCAUUUUAGACCAAACGGAGGAGCCUCUCCAGUACAACUGCUCCUAUGUGGUGAUUUUAAUUCAUUACCUGAUUCUGGUGUGAUAGAAUUUCUUUCCUCUGGAAGAGUUCUGUCUGAUCACCAAGACUUUAAAGAACUUCCUUAUAAGUCCGUCCUCCAGAAGAUCUCCGGCUGUGACAAGCCCAACGAAUUCACACAUUCCUUUAAGCUUGCUUCAGCCUAUUCCGAAGACAUAAUGCCCUAUACCAACUAUACAUUUCAUUUCAAAGGGAUAAUAGAUUAUAUAUUUUAUUCAAAACAGAGUAUGACACCCUUGGGUCUUUUAGGUCCUUUAGCUACAGACUGGCUUAAGGAAAACAAAGUAAUAGGUUGUCCUCACCCCCAUAUUCCUUCAGAUCAUUUUCCCCUUUUGGUUGAGCUUGAAAUGACUCCUAUGACGACAGUAACGUCACAGUCCAAUGGUAUUAUAACGCCUUCAUCUACAACAUCAUCUCGCAGGUAGCAGCAACUAACUCAACAAUCCUCACAGCGACCUACAGCCCUCCAGUGCCUCUACAGUACAAAGCUUACAGCCGGAAAAACUAAGGAAAAUAUUAUUUUGUAAUAGGCCAAUUCAAAAUUGGAAACAAAGGACUUGUGAAGUACAGUCACAUUGACCCCAGGUGGAAGGAAGAAUAGAACAAUAUGGAUAUAUUUUGAACAAACCAAAAUUAAGUAUAUAUAUAUCGAAACAAGCCAAAGUGCAAUGGGCGGUGUGGGACUUGGUAGGAAAGUACUGUUACAUGUAUAUAAGAAAAUGGACAAAGAAGAUAUUCAUGUCGCGGUAUUUAUACAUAUUAUAUAUUUUAAACAUAUAUAUAAUAUGGAGAUUUAUAGAUACGGGCUCUCAGUGCAUUUUAAAUUUAAAAAGAAAAAUAUUUAAAAAAAAUACAAAGAAACUGAUAAUCUCAGUGUGAUAUCUUAGUAAAGUAGUUUUUAUUUUGCUAUAGGGUCACUUCAUCAGGGGGGGGUGGGGGGUUUAAAUUCAAAAAAUAUUUUAUAGCUACGGUAAUUAAAAGUUUUGUUCUGUUAAGUAUAAGAUUAUUAUAAAAUAAUUAAUAUGGUAAAUUAAUGUGUAUAAUUGCACACUGGAGUUUACAGUGUUGUUUUAUAGAAAACAUUCCCCAUUAUUUCCUUUAAUUUAAAUUUUUUUACUAGAAAAGCAUAACUUCCUUUUAGAUACUUUUGUUGUGCAUAAUUUAACGUUUGCCAAUCACAAUGUAUGAGGUCAUUUAAAUUGUUAUUUUUCUUUCUCCCUUUAAUUACGCCAAUUUUUUUCAGUUUAAAAUUUUUAAUAUAAUAUCUUCAAAACCUCACUUUCAAUCCUAUGUCAGGUUUAAACGGCUGUUAUAGAUGACAAGGAAUUUUCGUUUGUACAAAUUAACUAUUAAGGAUUUGUAUUACUAACUCUUUUUAUAGACUAAUAAUAUAAAAGGUAUAGUUCAUCAAAAGAUGCAAAUGGAAAAAAAUUGGUCCAAAAGUUUAACUGUGCACAUAAAUUUUCAAUAUCAAUAAUCAACAAGCUGCUGUCUUAAAUGCCAUACGCCUCACAUAAUCUAAUCAGAAAUAUUAUUUUAAACAUGUGACGAUAUGCACAAUUUUAAGAAAUACCUCAACUUUAAAAAUUUCAUUGUAAAGCUUUUAUCAACUUAUAUCAAAUUUUUACUUUAAUAAUUUAUGUACUACUACUUUAACACAAAAAAAUUGACUGUAAGAAAAAGAGAGUAUAAACUUUUUUCGUUGAUGAUUUAUCUUUUAUAUGCAUACAUUACAUCAUUUCUGGUAAUAUUAUGUACAGAUAUUUUAAUAUUGUACUUACUGUAACAUUCUUAUAUUUCUCUUAACAUAGUCAAGUACAGAAAGCAUUUAAAUCAAGAACCACUUUGCAUUUACUUAGCAUCCAAUUAUUCUGAAGUAUCAAUCGCAUGGACUAAUAAGAAAAAUAUAUCUUAUGAAGGUUCACUUUUAAGAGACAGUGUUACAAUAUGUUUUUGUUUGAAAUUAAUAAACCGUUAUAAUUGAA